Bacidia gigantensis is the source of this 3483-nucleotide messenger RNA. RefSeq lists its product as uncharacterized. Gene Ontology annotation, molecular function: structural constituent of nuclear pore. Gene Ontology annotation, cellular component: nuclear pore. Gene Ontology annotation, biological process: poly(A)+ mRNA export from nucleus; protein import into nucleus. The transcript is spliced from 3 exons. The coding region runs from base 1 to 3483 and encodes 1160 amino acids. The record is from RefSeq and is a predicted model, not a curated record. Lineage: Eukaryota; Fungi; Ascomycota; Lecanoromycetes; Lecanorales; Ramalinaceae.
AUGUCCUCAGCCUUUGGCGGGCAACAAUCAGGGAGUAUCUUCGGUGGUGCUUCUUUGGCCCCGUCACAACCGGCACAAACAGGCGGCUUGUUUGGAAGUACGCCGUCGUCACAACCAGCUGCUCCCGGGACUGGAGGUGGUCUUUUCGACAGAGUCACACCUGCAACGCAAUCCACAUCGCAGCCCGAUACUACAGCCGGCACUGGUGGCAGCCUUUUUGAUAGGACUACUCCUGCGACUCAAUCUCAGCAAAGCUCCUCACUCUUUUCAAAUCUGGGUGAUCAGUCGAAACCGGCUAGUUCUGGGAGCAUCUUUGAUACUUCAAAACCACAGAAUACGACGAGUAGCGCGCCAACAAGCAACCUCUUCUCCUCACUAUCCUCGGCACCGCAACAAACGUCAGGUCUUUUCGGUACUAUCAAUCCGCCUGCUUCUAGCCACCCUGCCGGGUUGUCCAUCUUUGCUCCACAACAGCCGCAGGCGCAGAAUCAAAAUCAGAGUGAGCAGCAAGCACAGAAUGGCGCUCCAGCGCAUAGAGCUCCAGGCUACUUUGACAAUUUGAUAGAGAAAGGCAAAAGGAGAGCGCGAGAUGGAGAGCAGGGCCCUGGGUUUCAAAAUCUUCCAAACUUGCAAUUGGGAUUGGGUGAUAUUUCAAAACGGGUUCGUGAGCUUGGAGGCGCAGGCUCAAGAGGAAGGAAGGAACCUGACAGUCGAGCGCACUAUCUGCUUGCUGCAUCCGGUGUCAACAUUGGCACUACACGACGCGAUCUUGACUCUCUUGGAGUAUCGGAAACUUUCACAAACAGAGCCCCUUUCACGGUAACUCCGGAGUUCGAUCCAGAUAAUCGCAAAUACUACGAGCAGCUAGAACAGCGGCUUACGACCCGAAUGGUUCAGGAGGGACUUGAGCGAGCAAGACGCCAAUUUGACGAAUAUCUCGAAGAGAAUGUUGAUAUCAACUGGGAGCAGCAGAGAAAGAAAAUUUAUGAGCACUUUGGGCUUACACCACGGAAUGCUGAGACGGACGAACUUAGCGGUUCCGUUAAAGGAAGCUUUGGACAAUCUGCAAGAAGAAGUAGACUUGGCAGGACGCAGACCUCAAGCCGCCAAAAUUUGAGUAGAAGUAUCUUUGGUCAGUCAAGCCUGCAGAAAUCUGUAAUUGGUACACCUGGAAUAGGAUCUGGCAACGCAACUUUGUUUGCGGAUGUUGCCAAAAAGGGCGGAGGAAAUGCAACCGGUUCUGAGGAUCGCUCUUUGAGGGACAAGCAACGUAAGUAUGCCGAGAGAGUCCAAGCUCUAAACGAAGCGCGAUUGCGGAAGACCAGAACAGUUAGCAUGAAGCGACCAAAAGGAUCCGUGUAUCCCAUUUUGAAAGAAUUCUUGAGUAUCGACAACGAUCCUAGCGGCGACUUGCCGACACAAAUCGCUGCUGCGUACAAGGCUCUCAUAGAGAUCGUCAAAGGAGAGGAUGUCCCGGAAAGAGCCUUUGCACAGGACUACCUUGAUGAAAUGCCAAAUUCUGCGAGGUCUAUGAAGGUGCGGAAACAGAUCAUCGAUGGAUCAAGGAAAUCGCUUGAGAAAGAAUUCUUCGGCCAGCUCGAAGAAAUAGUCUCAAAGAACCCAAGAGAAGCAAACAUUGGUGGUAUACCUACAGCUCUGAGCAAAGUGCGUGCUUAUGUGAGGAUACGGGCGGUGAGAAAAGACCUGGCACCGGAUGGGGCUUUUAUGGCUACAAUGGGCGAAGACUAUUGCUGGGCGCUGAUAUUCUACCUCCUGAGAAGUGGAAUGGUAGACGAAGCUGCAGAUUACGUCGUGGGGAACGCCCCUCACUUCAAAACCAUUGAUCGAAACAUUAUUACCUUCCUCACAUCCUACGCGAAAAGCCCUGAUCGAAGGCUGGAUGGCAGAGUCCAGCGAGAUUGUAACAAUGUCUAUUCGGCUAUGACGAAGACUGCGCCAGGUGACUCAAUCGAUCCCUACCGUGUAGCGUGUUACAAGAUCAUCGGCAGAUGCGAACUCAGUAGACGAAUUCUAGACCAUAUCAAUCAGAGUGUUGACGACUGGAUAUGGCUUCAAUUUAACCUCGCUCGAGAGGCCAAUCGUGCGGAGGAGAGUGCUGCGGAUGUCUAUGGACUCAGCGAGGUUCGAGAGACGAUUGCUGAGAUAGGACAGAGGCAUUUUGAUCAGGGCCAUGACGGGUUUGGAGGCUUUGGCACCUUCUUCCACCUCCAGAUUCUUGGUGGAAUGUUUGAGCAGGCUGUAGCCUAUGUCUACUCCUAUUCUUAUACUACUGCAGUCCAUUUUGCCAUCGCACUUGACUACUAUGGCUUGUUACGCGUUUCAGACUUCUCGGUGUCGGAGACAGAGCUUCGUAAGUGCAGAGCUCGAGGAUGCAUAGAUCCUGCUAACGAUUCUCUAGUCACGUAUAACACGAAGAGUCUCCCUCAGCUCAACUUCGGCAGAAUGAUAGGUUACUAUACUCGCGAUUUCCGAACGAGCAAUGCCGAAGCUGCGGUCGACUACCUUGCCUUACUUUGCUUGAAUGCAGAUCUGCCUGGCCAGCUCGGCAAAUCGCAGGCUGGUCUCUGCCACGAAGCACUGCGCGAACUUGUGCUCGAGACUCGAGAAUUUGCGUUGUUGUUAGGUGAUAUUCGAUAUGACGGGAUACGACUAAAGGGCGCCAUCGAAGAACGUCUUGAAAUCAUUGCAUUAGAAGACCAAGAAGACUUCCUGAAGACCGUCACAGUGCAAGCUGCAAGUGUUGCAGACGAUAACGGUCGCGUCACCGACGCUGUCCUCUUAUUCCACCUUGCUGAAGACUUCGAGAACGUCAUCGCCACCGCCAACAGGGCGCUUUCGGAGUCCUUGUCCAUCGAUAUCGGUGCAGAGCCCAUGCGCCUACAGCCCUUAAAACCCAGAAUGCAAGCCGCUAAAUCCCAGAGUGAAGGCUCUCAGCCCUCAGCGGGGAGCAGUCUCAGCCUGACAUCAGUAGAUGACCCUUACACUCUAGCAAGCAACAUGGUGAGCCUCUACACCAACAACACAAUGUACUUCGCCAAAAUAAAGCCCAAAAGUCGCGAGACCAGCGGCAUCCUCCUCCGGCUCAGCGAGGCCCGAGCUAGCAUUCUCGCCGGUCAGUGGGUAGAGGCUUACAAUCUUAUCGCGGGUCUCCAUCUCCUGCCUCUAGCCGCCAAUGGCAAUAUUCCCAUCAUCCGCAACUCCGCCCAAGCUUUCAACAACCUGCCCUCUCCCAUCUCUCGAAACGUAGGCCCUAUCCUUCUCUGGACCAUCACAUGCAUCAGUCAACAGCGGCACGCACUAGCACAACGACAAUUCGAAGCGGGCGAGAACAAGCAGAUCAGCGACAACUUGCUAAGCGCGGCAAAGGACCUGAUGGUAUUUGCGGGCAUGCUGAAAUAUCGGUUGGGAGAGAAGGUGUGGGAGGCUGUAUGUAAUGUUGGUGGCGAUGCCGGGGCGUAUUAA